AUGAAGCCAGUCUUCUGUGGGAACUUUGAGUAUGAUGCUCGUGAGGGUGAUCUUGAACGCCUCUUCAGGAAAUACGGCAGAGUUGAAAGGGUUGAUAUGAAAGCUGGGUUUGCUUUCGUGUACAUGGAAAAUGAAAGGGAUGCUGACGAUGCUAUCCGAGGGCUUGACCGCAUUGAAUUUGGACGUAAGGGACGCAGACUUCGUGUUGAGUGGACAAAGGGUGAACGUGGAGGUGAUAGAAGAGCCAGUGGUGGCUCAAGAAGAUCUUCAUCGAGCAUGAGACCUUCCAAGACUCUGUUUGUGAUAAACUUUGAUGCGGAUAAUACCAGGACCCGGGAUCUAGAGAGACACUUUGAGCCAUACGGCAAAAUUGUAAACGUCAGAAUCAGGAGGAACUUUGCAUUUAUCCAAUACGAGGAACAAGAGGAUGCAACGAAAGCACUGGAUGCUACAAACAACAGUAAGCUGAUGGAUAAGGUGAUAUCGGUGGAGUAUGCAAUGAAAGAUGAUGAUGCAAGAGGGAAUGGACACAGCAGUCCCGAUAGACGCCGUGAUAGGUCACCAGAAAGGAGAAGGCGAUCACCUUCUCCUUACAAAAGAGAAAGAGGGAGCCCUGACUAUGGCCGAGGGGGUAGCCCCGUUGCUGCAUACAGAAAGGAAAGGACCAGUCCUGAUUAUGGCAGAAGACGUAGCCCAAGUCCUUACAAGAGAUCAAGGCGUAUGAGUCCUGAGUAUGGUCGUGACCGACACAGAGGCAAUGAGAGCCCUCGCAGGAGGGAGAGAGUCGCAAGCCCCAACAACAAGAGAGAUAGGAUGAGCCCUGAUCACAGCCCGUUUAAGAAGGAGAGCCCGAAGAAUGGAGGUGGUGAAGUUGAUAGUCCAAGGAGGGAGAGGUCGAGGUCUAGCCCUGAAAAUGGACAAGUCGAAAGUCCUAGCUCUAUAGGGAGAAGAGACAGUGAUGAUGGUGGAGAAAGCCCGAUGCAGAAGAGCCGCUCUCGUUCGCCUCCAGCUGAAGAGUGA
Molecule: messenger RNA, 1020 nt
Organism: Eruca vesicaria subsp. sativa (arugula)
Lineage: Eukaryota; Viridiplantae; Streptophyta; Magnoliopsida; Brassicales; Brassicaceae
Source: the annotation of a GenBank genome assembly